Molecule: messenger RNA, 554 nt
Organism: Hibiscus syriacus
Lineage: Eukaryota; Viridiplantae; Streptophyta; Magnoliopsida; Malvales; Malvaceae
Product: formin-like protein 3
Exons: 6
Coding region: 67-549 (160 amino acids)
Source: RefSeq, a predicted model, not a curated record
UUCAGAACCCUUAACUUGAUCAGCUGUUAAUACUAUGAUUGAUAAAUCUUUCAGUAUUUCCUAGAGAUGAUGAAGGUUCCACGAGUAGAAUCAAAAUUACGAGUAUUUGCAUUUAGAAUCACCUUUUCUUCUCAGGAGGAUGACUUAAGAUCUAACUUGAGCAUCAUUAAUCAUGCAACUACAGAGGUAUUAGAAUCUGUGAAAUUGCGUCAGAUAAUGCAGACAAUUCUCACAUUGGGAAAUGCUUUGAAUCACGGCACUGCACGAGGAUCUGCAGUGGGAUUCAAAUUGGAUAGUCUCCUUAAAUUAUCUGGUACACGUGCAAGGAACAACAAGAUGACUUUAAUGCAUUAUCUAUGCAAGCUUCUAUCAGAGAAAAUGCCAGAGUUGCUGGAUUUCGAUAAAGAUCUUGUUCAUUUAGAAGCUGCUUCUAAGAUUCAAUUGAAAAACCUUGCUGAAGGAAUGCAAGCUGUGAGUAAGGGUCUUGAAAAGGUUGAGCAAGAACUCACUGCUUCAGAUAAUGAUGGUGAUAUCUCUUUGGGCUUUUAGAAGGU